Messenger RNA from Dissoconium aciculare CBS 342.82, 2223 nucleotides. Its product is annotated as S-adenosyl-L-methionine-dependent methyltransferase. The transcript is spliced from 2 exons. Bases 1 to 2223 code for a protein of 740 amino acids. Lineage: Eukaryota; Fungi; Ascomycota; Dothideomycetes; Mycosphaerellales; Dissoconiaceae. The record is from RefSeq and is a predicted model, not a curated record.
AUGGUGCACGCGACCAGGGCAUUCCUGCAAGCCGCAGCAAACGCCAUCAAGUCAGACUCGGCGGCGAUAAGUAUAGGGGGAAUAGAAUCUGCCACGGCCGCCAUCACGACUAGACGUCCUCGUGGAAGACCUUUCAAGAACCCUGCCGGCGACGAUGAUGCUGCUGCCGCUCCCAAAAUCAAGCCUCGAAUGGGCAGGCCUCCAGCUCCCAAGAAACCUGCCGACGAGGAAUCAGCCACGACCAUCAAACGUCCUCGUGGGAGACCUCCCAUGGACCCUGCCGACAAGAAACGUGCUGUCAGGAAGAAACCUGGGCCUAAAACGCGCACAUCAUGGCUGCCGUCUGACGAUAUCCGCACCAAGUUCAAGGCUGUAUUCCCCAAAGAUUACGCCGAAACGAGUUGGAACAGCGACGCACGAGAUCAUCUAACCAACCGGGCGGACAUUGUAGGCGAGCAGCUUUGUGAUGACAUUAUCAAGUAUCUGGCUCCGACGCUGGAGCCAUACAAAGGAUGCACGAUCAUCGACGUCAACCCCGGGGUCUGUCUAUGGUCGUCCAAACUUCACGAUUUCCUCCAACCGAAACGCCACAUCCUCAUGGAGCCCGACGAGGACUACGUGGAGCCCUUCAUCAAGCCGCUGCUCGAGGCCCCCGGCUCGACAUACCGCCACACGACCAUGACCGGGGCCCAUCCCCGAUCUUACUGGUCAAACUACGCGACGUUGUUCACGGAUGGCAAACUGAUGGAUCCUCGCCCGUCGCGAGCUCCCGACGAUCCGAAGCUCAACGAGAUCGACUAUUCACUGCUCGUGACGGGCAACCUCAGCCGACGGGCUCGCAACGUUCUGACCCUCGGCCGCGUCCGCCACGCGGAGCUGAUCCUGCAGCACAUGUUCUGGGCCGGCCUGGCGAGGGAUCUCGUGCACAACCGCGGGCCGGUCCGGAUGCUCUGGUGGACCUCGGACGUCGUCAAGUCGUACUUGAUGCAGAGGAACAUGUGCGGCAUGGUGUCGUUCAACUGCGCGGCGUCGGUCUGCGCCUCCGUCACCCCCGUCGUGGAGUGCGUGACGGGCGUGAACGAGUACCUGAAUGGUCCGGGGUUGGCCCCGCCUCGCCAACUGACGCCGUCGAUGGUGGGUCUGAGCCGCCGUCAUGCGGAGGAGAGGUUGGCAGCCCUCGGGAUGACGGUGCCCGAGGACAGGCCGGUCGUCCACCCCGAGGUCAACGUCACCGACGACGGAGAGGAAUUCGUAUUCCCGGGUCGCUUGGAUUGCGAAAGCAUCGACGAGCUCGCCGACGCCGUCGAUCUUGUAGAAUCGCGAUGGCACAGGUUCUCGACGGCGGCGGCCAACGGCGUGGGGGUGGGUUCGAGCAACCAGCGGCUGGUCGCCUUCCGGGAACUGGCCGCCGCGAUCCAGCAUCCCCAGGUGAAGGCGAUGGUCUUCGGUGCGGCCGCCAUCUACCCGACCGGGAAUGACUACAAGAACAAAUUCGGGCGCAUCCGGGCGAUGCUCUACUCCGACAGCUUCCUCGCCGUCUUCCACCUCGAGGCCAACUACAAGAACCUCGAGGAGCGGCUGCAAGCCGAGCACGGGGCCGCCGGCGACGACGGCGCCCUCGCCCGGAGGCUCGGCGGGCUCCGCGAGCGGAUCCUCGCCCUCGGCGAAUCCGUCCACGACAGCAGCCCGCUCCUCUACGACCGGUACCACCACAUCACCGAGGACCAGAUCGCCAUGUUCGCGGCGCCGCCGCGCGGGGUGCCGCACAAGCGACGGUACCCCAGCCUGGAGGCGUCGCCGGGGGACGCGCUGCCGGCCAAGGCGAUGACGCUGCUCGACGUGGUGCCGCGGACGGCCGACUACCGCGUGGCGGGGCUGGCCAGCCGCGGCGAGGUGUGCGCGGCGACGCACGAGCUGAUCAAGGCGCUCUUCCACUCGCGCAGCCGGCCCUUCCUGCAGGCGCUCGAGCAGAUCGCGCCCGGCGCCGUCCAGGACCUGCUGCCGUCCCUCCCGACGCUGGCGGACCCGCGCCGCGGCGGCCGCCUGAACCCGCACCGCGUCGUCGUCCGCCAGCUCACGGACGAGAUGAUCGACGAGCUGAUGCAGGCCUGGUUCGAGUGGCCGUUCCGGCCCUCGUACGGCACCAUCUCGUGCGGCUCGCGCGAGGGCGAAGCCUCAGGGAUGCAUGAGUCGGGGGCCGAGGAGGACGAUGGCUUCGAUUAG